Papaver somniferum (opium poppy) is the source of this 698-nucleotide messenger RNA. Its product is annotated as histone H2B.4. Bases 81 to 518 code for a protein of 145 amino acids. Gene Ontology annotation, molecular function: structural constituent of chromatin; DNA binding; protein heterodimerization activity. The record is from RefSeq and is a predicted model, not a curated record. Lineage: Eukaryota; Viridiplantae; Streptophyta; Magnoliopsida; Ranunculales; Papaveraceae. Gene Ontology annotation, biological process: nucleosome assembly. The transcript has a single exon. Gene Ontology annotation, cellular component: nucleosome.
CAAACAAAGCCUGUAUCUUAUUUUCUCUCUCCCAAAGCGGCUUCUUCAGUUUUUACGUUCACUUUUUUACUUCCGAUCAAAUGGCGCCGAAAGCAGCAGAGAAAAAACCAGCAGAAAAGAAACCAGCCGAAGUGAAGAAAGCUGAGAAAGCACCAGCAGAGAAGAAACCCAGAGCCGAGAAGAAAUUGCCAAGCAAAGAUGCUUCAUCAACAGAUAAGAAGAAGAAGAAAUCAAAGAAAUCAGUCGAGACUUACAAGAUCUACAUCUUCAAAGUUCUGAAACAAGUUCAUCCUGAUAUUGGUAUUUCAAGUAAAGCCAUGGGUAUCAUGAACAGUUUCAUUAAUGACAUCUUUGAAAAACUUGCUGCUGAAUCAUCGAGAUUAGCUAGGUAUAAUAAAAAACCAACUAUUACUUCUCGAGAGAUUCAAACUGCUGUUCGUCUUGUUCUUCCUGGUGAAUUGGCUAAACAUGCUGUUUCUGAGGGUACUAAAGCUGUUACCAAAUUUACUAGUUCUUAAUCAUCGUUUCUGUUUGGGGUUUUCUUUUUAGUGGUUUCGGUUUGGGGAUUAGGGUUUCACAUAUGUAAGUAGUAUAUCAAAUUUAUCCAAUUUCAGUUUCUAAUCCAAUUUCUUGUUAGUGAAAUCAAUUGUCUUAAUUUUUGGAUAUGAAUCAAUUGAAAACCGUUUAGAUUUCUCAAA